AUCCUAGCUGUGAGCUCUGAGGCUGCGGCCGUGGCUAGGCUCUCGCCUCGCUGUCUCCCGCGCGCUAUCCAAGCCGCCUCCUAGCGGCGCGGCGCCCGCUCCAACGCUUAAAAUGACAAAUGUGUAAUUUCUGUGGAAUAAAUGGCGUCCAAAGUCACAGAUGCUAUAGUGUGGUAUCAAAAGAAGAUUGGAGCAUAUGAUCAACAAAUAUGGGAAAAAUCUGUUGAACAAAGAGAAAUCAAGGGGCUAAGGAAUAAACCAAAGAAAACAGCACAUGUGAAACCAGACCUCAUAGAUGUUGAUCUUGUAAGAGGGUCUGCAUUCGCCAAGGCAAAGCCUGAAAGUCCUUGGACUUCUUUGACUAGAAAGGGAAUUGUUCGAGUUGUGUUUUUUCCUUUUUUCUUCCGGUGGUGGUUACAAGUAACAUCGAAGGUCAUCUUUUUCUGGCUUCUUGUCCUUUACCUUCUUCAAGUUGCUGCAAUAGUAUUAUUCUGUUCCACUUCUAGCCCACAUAGCAUACCUCUGACAGAAGUCAUUGGGCCAAUAUGGCUGAUGCUGCUUUUGGGAACUGUGCAUUGCCAGAUUGUUUCAACAAGAACACCCAAACCUCCUCUAAGCACAGUCGGUAAAAGAAGAAGGAAAUUAAGAAAAGCAGCCCAUUUGGAAGUCCAUAGGGAAGGAGAUGGUUCUAGUACCACAGAUAACACCCAGGAGGAAGCAGUUCAGAGUCACAGUACAAGCACCCCUUACACUGUUGGUGCUGUCUUCAGAGAUCUCUGGCAUGCUGCUUUCUUUUUAUCAGGGUCAAAGAAAGCAAAGAGUUCAAUUGAUAAAUCAACUGAGACUGACAAUGGCUAUGUAUCCCUUGAUGGGAAAAAGACUGUUAAAAGCAGUGAAGAUGGAAUACAAAACCAUGAACCUCAGUGUGAAACUGUUAAGCCAGAAGAGACAGCCUGGAUCACAGGAACUUCUAGGAAUAUUCCCAGCAAAGAUACUCAAAGGACAAUAACAAAUGUCUCUGAUGAAGUAUCCAGUGAAGAUGGUCCUGAAGCAGGAUACUCAUUACGUCGUCAUGUGGACAGGACUUCUGAAAACAUUCUUCGAAAUAGAAAGUCACACCACUAUAAAAAACAUUAUACUAAUGAGGAUGCCCCUAAAUCGGGUACUAGUUGCAGCUCUCGCUGUUCAAGUUCCAGACAGGAUUCUGAGAGCACAAGGCCAGAAUCUGAAACAGAAGAUGUAUUAUGGGAAGACUUGUUACAUUGUGCAGAAUGCCGUUCAUCUUGUACCAGUGAGACAGAUGUGGAAAAUCCUCAAAUUAAUCCAUGUGUGAAAAAAGAAUAUAGAGACGACCCUUUCCAUCAGAGUCAUUUACCCUGGCUCCAUAGCUCCCAUCCUGGAUUAGAAAAAAUAAGUGCUAUUGUAUGGGAAGGCAAUGACUGUAAGAAAGCGGACAUGUCAGUACUUGAAAUCAGUGGGAUGAUAAUGAACAGAGUGAACAGCCAUAUACCAGGAAUAGGAUACCAGAUUUUUGGAAAUGCCAUCUCUCUAAUCCUGGGUUUAACUCCAUUUGUUUUCCGACUGUCUCAAGCUACAGACUUGGAACAACUCACAGCACAUUCAGCUUCAGAACUUUAUGUGAUUGCAUUUGGUUCUAAUGAAGAUUUCAUGGUUCUUUCUAUGGUUAUAAUAAGUUUUGUGGUUCGUGUGUCUCUUGUAUGGAUUUUCUUUUUUUUGCUCUGUGUAGCAGAAAGAACUUAUAAACAACGUUUGCUUUUUGCAAAACUUUUUGGACAUUUAACAUCUGCAAGGAGGGCUCGAAAAUCUGAGGUUCCUCAUUUCCGUUUGAAGAAAGUACAGAAUAUAAAAAUGUGGCUGUCUCUUCGUUCCUAUCUUAAGCGUCGAGGUCCUCAGAGAUCAGUUGAUGUCAUCGUUUCAUCAGCUUUCCUAUUGACAAUCUCAGUUGUAUUUAUCUGUUGUGCUCAGCUGCUUCAUGUACAUGAGAUCUUUCUUGAUUGUCACUACAACUGGGAACUGGUCAUAUGGUGCAUCUCAUUGACACUUUUUCUCUUACGAUUUGUUACACUUGGAUCAGAAACAAGUAAAAAAUAUAGCAAUACCUCAAUAUUACUUACUGAACAGAUAAACCUCUACUUGAAAAUGGAGAAGAAACCUAACAAAAAGGAGGAACUUACGUUAGUGAAUAAUGUUUUAAAACUGGCUACUAAACUACUAAAGGAAUUGGACAGUCCCUUUAGACUGUAUGGGCUUACAAUGAAUCCACUGCUUUAUAACAUCACCCAGGUUGUCAUCCUGUCAGCUGUUUCUGGUGUUAUCAGUGACUUGCUUGGCUUUAAUUUAAAGCUAUGGAAGAUUAAGUCAUGACAAUUCAGAGGAGAGAUGUAGCCUCUUUCAGAGUAUGAGUUCUGACUACGCUGCCUGAAAGCAGUCACCAUCUCCUCACUUCAGAGGUCUCCACUGGGAAAUUGAAGUGUUUACAUCAGACUGUCGUGUGCAAUUCUUAUAUUUAUUUUACUUGUUCACUAUUUUUUUACAUUUAUUUUAGUGUUAUAUUUUUUUAAGCAUUGAUGUUCUUAUUUGUUGAAAGGGUGAUAAAACUGAUACCCCCAAUACUUGAGAUCCUGGUAAUUGCUUGUAAUUAACAGAAUAAGAAAUUAUGAAAAUAGAAGCCAUUGCUAAGCACUAUUUCUCCAUCAAUGCCGUGAACUUGCCUUACUUGAGAAAAAUAACUUUAAAAUAUUGCAUUGGACUCAACAAAACACAUGCAGCAUUUUCUUCAGUAUGUCAAGAUUUAGUCAGGGUUUCUCUUGAAAUAUUGUAGAACAAUGCCAGGAUCUAAACUUACUAAGCUACAGUUUAAGCACCCUUCAGUGUUAAUACAUACGGUAUUAUGUAAUAGGUCAACAAGUGCUCUUUGAUGAUAAAACUCUUAAUGGAGCAAUAAUUGUAAAUGGUUACCAUACUGUAAAAUAUUUUGAUAAAAAUAAAUUAGUAAUAAUUAUAUUUAUUUGAAACACUGGGCUGUUUGCACAGCUCCAACUGUGCAUGCUCAAAAUGUGCACUUUUAAAAAUGGUUACUUUUAAUGCAUAUCUUCCUAUGGGAUAUGUUAUAGUGUACUAGGGCAUGAUAUGGUAUCCUUUUGAGUGAGACACAUUCUCAACUCACAAGUGAAGUGCCUAUUGCUAUUACUAAAGUACGUUAUGUUUACUCAAGCAAAAUAAUUUUCUCCAUGGUACACUAUAGUGUAUGCUAUUCAUACUACACUUAAAUAAACAAUUUAAGUAUAAGAUUAAGAAUGAAUAAAAUAUUUAUCUGAGUUAUAAAAUUACAUCCAACUUUUCAGAAGAGACAGCUUCAGCAUCCAAAUUCUGCGCUCUAAACUUAAUCUGGUGCAACCUCCUGUCCAACCAUUUCCUGCCCUUCCCCCUGCCUUCCCCG
Dipodomys ordii (Ord's kangaroo rat) is the source of this 3460-nucleotide messenger RNA. RefSeq names its product putative homeodomain transcription factor 2 (gene Phtf2). The record is from RefSeq and is a predicted model, not a curated record. NCBI's taxonomy places the organism in Eukaryota, Metazoa, Chordata, Mammalia, Rodentia, Heteromyidae. The transcript has 18 exons. Gene Ontology annotation, cellular component: endoplasmic reticulum. Bases 142 to 2385 code for a protein of 747 amino acids.